Messenger RNA from Gastrolobium bilobum, 656 nucleotides. RefSeq lists its product as uncharacterized. The record is from RefSeq and is a predicted model, not a curated record. The transcript has a single exon. The coding region runs from base 122 to 493 and encodes 123 amino acids. NCBI's taxonomy places the organism in Eukaryota, Viridiplantae, Streptophyta, Magnoliopsida, Fabales, Fabaceae.
UCAGAUUUUAGAUUAGAACACCAACAACUCAAAAAAAAGCAUAGAGGGAUGAACACGUACCCAUCUUUCUCAUAAUUUUAUUUGAAUUUGUUUUCAUUCUCAAAAUUCUUCAAAAUUCACUAUGUCUUCUAUCCAAAUAGCCUCUGUUAGCAAGUUUCGUUACCAAAGGCUUAGGCAUGUAAGUGGGUCAGAAGAUCAAAGGGACAAGGUGAUUCUGAGACCAAAGAACUGGUUCAGGUUCAGGUUUAGGUUUAGAAGGAUUCCUAUUAGGAGAAGGUUCAGGCUGAAAAUCCCAAGCUUGAGAAGACUUUGGAGGAAAAAAGCAAGGUUGGUGUCUUCCCUCAGAAUUUCAUAUGCUAAGGUUAUGAAAAGAUUCAAAGAUGGACAAGUUCAUUUUGGAGAUCUUUUUGCUGGGAACUACUUGUUCAUGCAAGUCAAUCCUUCUUCAUUUAAGUACCUUGAAAAGGAGUUUUCUCUUUCCAAAAUUGCUUAGUGUGUUUAUCUUAUUUUGGUAUGCACACCCUUCAUAGUUCAUUUAAGUGGUUAUGCCAAGCACCUAGGUCUUGUUUUCUCAUUAUCCUCUUAAAUUUCCUUGUUUACUAAUAAUGCAUGUGUAGAGAUCUGUUUUCAACAUUGAGAAAAAUGUUGGAUUUGGU